AUGGAUUUUUUAAGCAAUAGUCUAUCUGGAAGCAUUCCUCCAUCAAUCUGUUUAUUACCAUAUCUCGAGUCAUUGCAUUUGAGUAAUAAUAAUCUAUCAGGAGGACUCCCUUUAUCCCUGAAGGGUUGUAGGAGCUUAGUUACUCUUGAUCUUGGACAGAAUGGAUUCAGUGGUGUGAUACCUACUUGGAUAGGAGAAAGUUUGUUGUCAUUGAAGAUCCUUCGCUUGCGAUCAAACAAGCUUGUUGGAAAUAUUCCUCCUAACUUAUCAACACUAAAUGCUCUUCAAAUCCUGGAUCUUGCUAAUAACAAUUUAUCAGGAACCAUUUCUUCAGGCUUUGGGAACUUCACCGCCAUGAAAGUGUUACGGAAGACAUAUGGGCCCAUUUUAAGUUAUUAUAAACACUAUGAAAAUUUGCAAGUGACCAUAAAAGGAACAGACAUUGAGUAUGCCAUAUUCCUUUCACUUGUGAUCGCUAUGGACCUUUCAGACAAUAACUUGUCUGGAAGAGUUCCAACAGGUAAUCAGCUUCAAACCUUCACAGACCCGUCUAUCUACGCUGGUAAUCCUAGUCUUUGUGGGUUCCCAUUAACUCAAAAAUGCAAAGAUGCCGAGACAAACGAAGGUCCAAAUGCUCCUGAAGGGGAUGAACAAAAUGACAAUGCCAUGAAUGAAGACGGAUCUGAAAUGAAGUGGUUGUAUAUGAGUAUGGGGCUAGGAUUUGUCGUAGGUUUAUGGGCUAUUUUUGGUCCAUUGUUAUUCAACAGGAAAUGGAGAGAAGCCUAUUUUCAACUUAUAGAUCAUGUUUAUGAUAUGGUAUAUGUGGCCCUUGCAGUGAUUUUCACCAGGUUUAAAGAGCACAUCAUUGCAGCAUGA
Phoenix dactylifera (date palm) is the source of this 876-nucleotide messenger RNA. Lineage: Eukaryota; Viridiplantae; Streptophyta; Magnoliopsida; Arecales; Arecaceae. The record is from RefSeq and is a predicted model, not a curated record.